GUGUCUGUCAGAACAAAAAACAUAUAUCAUCAAAUGUCACUGCUCUGCCAAGGAGAUAGUGCCCCUGGAGUCAACAAAGUGAACAGAUAUAUUGUACCUCAUUGUCUGUCUGAGCUAUAGAAUAUAUAGACCUGAAUUAUACCAAAUUGCACGUCUGGCUGCCUGGGCUCCGAACAAUACACCUGUGUAGGCGUCUGGUUCCGGUGACUGUUUUAUACAAUACACAGGUGUGUAGACAGGUGAACUACAGGUAUGUGGUCCACUUCCUGGGAGCUUUUAAUCAUCACUGGUUAAUUACAAGGUGUGCGGGUAUCUCUUGACCACAGACUUGAAGUGACCAGUGAGGAAGGAAGAUGCGAGACACUUGUGCUGGUUUUGAAAUUUGGAUCUAGGAUAUACUUGACUUAAAUAUCGAUGGGUCACCUUUGACUGGAACUUUCAACUGACCAGUUGUGUUGAUGUGGGACAGUGAAUUGGUGGUGUGAAAUUCAAAUAGGAAAGGCUGUAAUGGAGAGUUGAAGUAAGCGAAAUAGGGAAAUAACAAGUAUUGUUGGAUUUGGUGACCACAGAUUUCUACAGAGCUGUAUGCUGCAAUAGAUAGAAGAACAGGAAUGCUGGUAUUAGAUUCAUAUAGCACAGACCAUACAUGAGAAUAAAGGAUAAUAUUAUCAGUGCAAAACUUACAAAUACUGAAGCCCUGUCAUUGGAAAGUAAUGGUCAUUGUGACAAACGGCUAUACAUUGGACAUUCAACUUUCAGUCUGUUGGCAGCUGUGACGAGACGGUGAUAAACUUAUCCUCUUCUUUAUGAUUAUAUUCUAGUAUAUUUAUAACAGAAGAAUACAUUAACCUUAACCAAUAAUUACACACACUGCUGAUUAAGUUUCAUGCUGGUUUCAUAACUACGACUUAAUUUACCAGGAGAAAAGCCAUUAUAUUGUACAGCUGAACUGAUUUCACCCAUGUUUGUGGCUGUGUGGAUGUUUUCCAAUAGAUCUCAUGAAAGGAUCAUUUUAAUAGACAUUUACAUAAAUAUGUGGAUUGAUUUCCAAAAAGGAGCAAAAAUUUAAAGUUAGUGUUCAGAAAGAAGAAACUCGAAAAGCUUUACCAGUUUGUCUUGAGCAAAGAUAGAGAAAACUUAAUCUUUAAUUACCACCAUCUGGGACUAGGUAAUCAUCUUGCCAUUUAUUUUUAAAUGAUCAUAUUAGAAACCUGUGUUGAAAUAUCUGGGUUACACACACACAUCCUCUUCUUGUGGAUUUGCAAUUACUUGUAUGACAUCAUCCACAUAUGGGGACUGUCACAUUAGAAGGUACGAGCAGUUUGGAGACAAUGACAGGUCAUUAGUCACUGCUGGUACAGAGAAGAUAGAGCUACAUCGGCCCUGACAUCCAGCGUUGACAAUAACAGGAAGCAUCUUUCUUUGCCACAUCCAACUGCAGAUCUCUAAUCAUCACAGCACAGCAAUUAUUACCAUUGAUUUAUCUGCUAUUUUGUCUGGAUAAUUACUGCUGGAUAUGUGAUAUCUGCCUGUACUGGUGGGAAAGGUAGUUGUGGAUGUAGUAUUAUGUAGGAAGAACUACACAGGAUAAAACUUUGUCGUCAGUGCUAGAUAAAAUAAAAAUACAGAGGAUAGCACAGGAUUUGUUUUGGAUUAUAAACAGACACUUUGCAAUUGUCAAUAAUAUUCAGGAGACAGAUGUCUCUGGAUGAUAUACGAUGGAUAUUUAUUGUUGAUUAUUGAAUCAUAUAUGUAAUGAGUAGCAUCGCAGUUUCUUCCAUGCAAAACAGUUGGGUUUGCAAAUAAUAGUAGGACAAGGGAAUUUUAUGUGCAGUUGCACUUUUUUUUGUUACUCAUUUUGCAUUAACUGGAUGACUUAUACACUGUUACUGAUUUAUUUCGCAAGGCACAGCAUGUACAUUGAGUCUGUUUUGUAUUCUGAGUACAGCUAAGAAGUCAAAAGUUUAGCCUGAAGACACAUGGAAAACAGUUACAAAACCGACAGAUCAUAUACCGUGAGAGCUUGUGUUUGUGUGUUGAAGGCAAGGACGAGAUCCAUUAGUGCUGGUUGCAUUGUUGCAAAGGUUUUCUGUCAUAUAAGGUGAAACAUUUUUUUGUCAAAGAAUCUGCUGGAUUGAUUGGAAGAUUUUUAAGCUUCCUUUUGACAGGGCAAGCCUAAGGAGACUCUGAUGCGUGAGGUGCUUGAUCCACACAAGUGAAUGAUUUGCUGGUUUGUUUGCAGAACUGCUGCCUUUCCUUCACUGAAAGGUGUUCAUAGUUUGAAUCUUGGAAUAGCUUAUGGCUAUACCUAAAGCAUUGUUGGAGAUAACUUCGAGGUUCACUACAUUUACGGGGAAGAUCAAGACACAAAUGUGAAGUUAUGCAUUUGUUUCUGUUGUAACAGUAUUUCUGAAGAACGAUAUUUCCGCUGCUCCUAGGGAACAAGAAAGUGAUAUUUACACAGGACUUUUUGAAUCUUAAGCUGUAGAGACACGCUUCUGAGUAUUCUGUACAGGAGUUGAGAGAGAUUUUAGUUCAGGAAAACACUGUUGCAGUCUCCAGGUGGACGUAUCUGGUGUUUGAAAUAUCGCAGGAUUUUUGAUUGUGCAGAUUAUGUUGAAGUCGCUGAGAAUAAAGAUGGGACAGCCCCAUUCCAAGACACACAAAUAUACUAGGUGUGGUAGGAGGAUAAAUAAUGUGAAGUUGACAGGUAAAGAUGGUAACAAGGUUACCACGGUAGUGGCGACCCCUGGUGUGGGUCCUGAUCGCCCUCAAGAAGUCUCCUACACAGACACCAAAGUGAUUGGCAAUGGCUCCUUCGGUGUGGUCUACCAGGCAAAGCUCUGUGAUAGCGGAGAUUUGGUGGCUAUCAAAAAGGUUUUACAAGACAAGAGAUUUAAGAAUCGUGAACUCCAGAUAAUGAGAAAGUUAGAACAUGUAAACAUAGUCAAAUUAAGAUUUUUCUUCUACUCCAGUGGAGAAAAGAAGGAUGAAGUUUACCUGAAUUUAGUGCUUGAAUUUGUCCCAGAGACCGUGUACAGGGUAGCACGCCAGUACAGCAAGCAUAAACAAACUAUACCUAUAUUGUAUAUAAAGCUAUAUAUGUAUCAACUGUUCCGCAGUUUAGCUUACAUCCAUUCGCAAGGCGUGUGUCACAGAGAUAUCAAGCCACAGAAUCUGCUUCUAGAUCCUGAAUCAGGAGUUUUAAAAUUAUGUGACUUUGGAAGUGCAAAGGUCCUAGUGCGUGGAGAGCCCAAUGUGUCCUAUAUAUGUUCCAGAUAUUAUCGAGCCCCAGAACUUAUAUUUGGUGCUACUGACUAUACAUCACAAAUAGAUGUGUGGUCAGCAGGUUGUGUCUUAGCUGAGCUCCUCCUUGGUCAGCCAAUUUUCCCUGGAGACAGUGGGGUGGACCAACUUGUAGAGAUAAUCAAAGUUCUCGGAACUCCCUCAAGGGAACAGAUCCGGGAAAUGAAUCCAAAUUACCAAGAGUUUAAAUUCCCACAAAUCAAGGCACAUCCAUGGACAAAAGUGUUUCGGCCUCGCACACCUCCUGAAGCAAUUAACCUGGUGAGUCGUUUACUGGAGUAUACGCCAGGCGCACGGAUAUCACCGCUAGAAGCCUGCGCACACAACUUCUUUGACGAAUUGCGAGAUCCAAAUUGCAGGCUGCCAAAUGGAAGGGAGCUCCCACCUUUAUUUAACUACACCCCUCAAGAACUGGCAAUUCAGCCUUCACUGAAUGCUAUCCUAGUUCCCGCUCAUGUCCGCCAGCAGCAACAGGAAUCACCUGCCGCCCCUGCGGUCAGUCCCCCUCAACAGAAUGACACUAGCAGUACCCCUGGGGCUGAGGCCACUCCCCCAGGGGCGGCUGCUACAGGGGGAUCGGCGUGAUGAAGGCGACACACCCCCUGGUUCAUUACACUGAGACACUUACAUACUUGGAGAAAGAGAGUACCCGAUUGUGUAUAUCCUCAUUUUAAAGCAAGGCUGGGAUUUAUAUUCUGUGUGUAUGAAUGUCUUCUGAGAGCUGUAGACAAUGUUUGUUUGUUUGUUUGUACACAGGAUAUGUGUACCAGAACCUGGAGUACGUGUAGGAUGAUGGGUUUUAGUUAUGAUCAGAAUGGUUUCUUGGAAGGAUUGAAGAGGAUUGGAAAAACAUGAGCUGGAAAGCCUUCUGGGAGGCAAGACCAAGGGAGAAAAAAAAUUCAAAUUCUCAGGCUGUCUUGUUCAGGUAGCAGUUCUAGUUGUGUGCCUGCUGCUGCCUGCAAGCUCCCAAUGUCUUCAUCUGGGACAGCUGAUGAAUAGUGUCAGACAUCACGGGGGACUUGGGGACACAUUUGUUUUAAUUGUUUAAUCAUCACCAUCAACAAUAAAGAAGGAAGUGCACACGGAUUCAGUUCAGUUGCAUUAGUUCCGAAGAGCAUUUUGUAAAUCCUUAUAGGAAAUUGUUGUAAUUGACCUGAUCUUGAGUAUCAGUGAAGAGGAUGGAUCCAGUUAUGGUCAUUAAGAAAAUCCACAAAGAAAAGCAGCCAUAUAGAGCGAGUGUGUUAGUUGUGACGGAAAUGCAACUCUGUUGCGAUGGUGGAGACAGCCAGUGAGACCAACCCAGCUCAGUGUGUGUGUGUGUGAUGUGGCUAUAGUGACCCCUAAUCAUGCCACUGCCAUUGGUUGCAAGAUACUGUUCCAUAAAUAAGGUUGGACAUGCACAAACUUUUACGAAGUGACAGUCCUGGUGUGUUUGGAUCAGUGAAUGCAGGCUCUGUAUUUAUACACCUAUAAAUAUGUACUGCCGUGUAAGUAGUACUGGAUGGAGAAAAAGAAACGAGUUGCGGAGCUCUCUUUUUGAAGAAACUAACAAGAUGAAGUAUGUUGGGGGGGGGGGGGGAAUUUAUUGAUAAAUAGGCAGUGAAACCAGUGUCUGCCUUUAUAUACAGGGUGUUUUCUUAAUUUUAGCAUAAACUGAAACUUUUUUCUGUAAAGGAAAGUACUUUAAGAAGUAUGCUGGAGGCCUCUGCUGGCUAAGAAAUUAAUGAAUUUAGGAUGGGGAAUGAUUGGUCCUCAUAAGAAUUUCCUGUAACAAUUUUUCCUUUUAUUUUGGAAAAUAACUUGAGACUCAGUAUACAGUGGUGGUAAGUUCCAUCCAAAGUUGUAGUGGUUUUAUGGAGAAACAAAAAAGGAAAGAAGACAAGAACAUUUUUAUGUUGAUUUUAUUGCUGAAUAUAAGUGUAGAUGUCUGUGAACGUAUGUUUGUAUGUAGUCAUGGGAAGUGAACCACAUAGGCCAUUGAUUGCCAUAGAAGCUGGAACAGGAACUUGAAUUGGCUAGCAUUUAUUUCUUUGUUCUCCUUAGUGUUGUUAUAUUUUCACCAUCAAGUUAUAAUAGUAAUGCUUGUUACAGGUAACUAAGGGAAACACCUGAAAAAGGUGUGAUUCUCUCCCCCACUAUCUGUGAUUCUUCUUCUGCGAAGGCAGAACAAUACCUCCCCCUAGUUUUUACUUCUUAAAAUGAUAUAAGGUUGCAAUUGGUUUUAAACCUCAGUUUUGUUUUGGCAAUGGCAAUGAUGUCUCUGGUGUUGGCUACUCUAUAAUUAAUGAAUUGCAGGUGAUUAAAUAUAUUACUCUUUUAAACUAUUUUUAAGCAGGAAAAUUUGCUUGAAUUGUAGGAUGGGGAGUGGGCACGGUUUCAGUUCAGAGAUACUCCCCCCCCCAUGAUUAUAGUUUUUAUAUUGCAUGUAUUGAAUAACACGGGGUGCCUUGUGUUUUCAGGGUAACCGUGUCAAUUUCAGUCUUAUGUUUUAUGCGCAAGCACAUCAAACUUGUGUUCCAUGCGGAAUAUGAAAGUAAAACUUUCCCAGAAAUGGGAGCUGGAAUUCAAAGUUUGGUGAAGUUUACAAUUGUUGGAAUUGUCAUUUAUUUCUGAUGAAUUAAUUACUCUUUUUGAAGCUCUGGCUUAAUUUGUUAUAAACAGAUAUCUGAAUUGAACUUGGGGUCAUUGUUUCACUGUGAAAUCUAAGUUUACUCACCUGAAUUAUAGCCUACAAUAUGGCAUAUUAUUGUUAUUUUUAAAAUUUGAUCAGAACUUAGAUCAACUGAAGAGUACUUCCUGCUACAUAAUGAUAAUGCGACGACUCUGAGGCAGUUUUAAAUCAUUUUGGAUGGAAUUUAUGCUGGGACUUCCAAUAGGAAAAUGCUUUUUUUUUAUCCAAAUGACGGUUAGUGUUCAUUAAAUUGUAUAUUACACCUGGGAGGCAAGGAGUAUGUGUUCACAGUUUGUUUAAUAUUUGUGAACAGAACCGAGUGGGUGGAGUGUGAACUGUGGGGUGAAUCCUAACAUGGUUGUUCUUGCACUGUUUCUACAGGGCUGAUAUAGACCAUAAAUUGCACCAACUCAGAAUGGCCAAAUUACCGGGAAAAAAAAGAGACCAGUUCACUGUUUAAAAUUAUCCUGGUCUAAAGGCAUCUCAAGAGCAAGCCUGGCAGCAAGAAAGGUAUCUGCUUCACACUUUACUGGAGAUAUAGCAUAAGGUACAGCAGUCAUCUCAUUGAUGUAGAACCUGUCAUCCAUUUGUUGUUCUCAAAUGACCAAAUUGCUCAGUACACUGGAUAAAAGAUGGGACACAAAUGUGAAAAUACACCACUUCGAAUAUAGCUGAUGAGUUUUAGCCAAAGGACAGAUUAACACCGCUCUACAGCUCACACCGUAUUCACUCACAACUGUUCACACUGCAUGUAGAAAAUGUGAGCUUGAAAACUGAAACCAUUCAUUGUACUAUAUCAUCUUAACGCCUAUAGCAUGAGGUUCAUACGUCUUUGUCAUAAACCCACCCCCUCUCCUCUGGGAAUGGA
Lingula anatina is the source of this 6845-nucleotide messenger RNA. RefSeq names its product glycogen synthase kinase-3 beta. Gene Ontology annotation, molecular function: protein serine/threonine kinase activity; ATP binding. The record is from RefSeq and is a predicted model, not a curated record. Gene Ontology annotation, biological process: negative regulation of canonical Wnt signaling pathway; cell differentiation; signal transduction. Lineage: Eukaryota; Metazoa; Brachiopoda; Lingulata; Lingulida; Lingulidae. Gene Ontology annotation, cellular component: axon; cytosol; nucleus.